AUGGAUGAAGGCGAGUGUUUGGAGUUCCCAUCGUUUGAGGCCUUCGACUCGGAGGACCGUCCGCCGCCGCCACCCAUUGAGGAUUACCCUAUCGGCUGUGAAGUAGAUCUUGUUGACUUGGGUCCUGCGAAAAUAGCGCAGACGAACGAGUUGUGGGAACCAUUUAUGGAUACACUCUUCGGCCAGGGGAGACGAUCUGUGCGGGUGGUGCGACACCAAGGUGACUACACCUUCGUCGUGUACGACGCGGACCCGGAGAUGGCCGUUGGCUGCACACUCUACCGCGCCUGCCUCAGCGAGCCCAAGGUGCGCUUCAAGAAGUACAUCCCGCACCAUCAAAGGGAGGGCACGGUGAGUGGGACCGUCAGCGACGCAUGCAAACCUGACGCCAGUGGCCUCUUCGAGGUCUACGGCAGCAGCUCCGAGGAGGACAACCGCGUGGUGGAGCGUCCUCUCCCUGUCGAUCCCACCAUCAGCAGCAGCGACCCAUUGGGCACCAACCCGAAGAGCUUGCAGAGGUUAUUUAACGCGACAGACGCGGCGCGCUGGGGCCGUAGCACAGAGGCGGAUAUCAGGCAGGAGUCGCUUACGCAAGAGAAUGCCAAUGCGGCGCGGCGCAAGUACAACUACGCCAUGAAGAAGGCAUACGAAGCCCUAACCCGGCAAAACUGUGUGGAGGCGGUGCGUUAUUAUACAAAGGCGCUGAAGUACAGUCCCGACGGUGGAGCCAGAGCCCUGUCAAAUCGCUCCGUAGCGUUUUUAGGUCUGCAUAAUGCAGAGGCUGCCUUUAAGGAUGCAACACGUGUAAUUGAACUGACGCCUCAGAGUUGUAUUGGAUACGUGCGCGCGGGCAACACACUGCGUGGGGUGAAAAAAUACGAAGAGGCGCGAACCUACUAUGAGAAUGCCCUUGCCCUUGACCCUGAAAACGAAACGCUUAAGUAUCUCCUCCUCAGCAAUUCUGUCAUGAUGUUGUACGCCCCCAAACUGGACCACCGAAAGGUGGCGUCCAUAAUGUUGGAUCGAAACACCAAAAACGUUGUCCUCCACGCCAAGAAGAACAUGCGUGUUGGCGAGUUGGCAUGGAAGGAGACGACCACGACGGUGACACUUCUUUUUUACCCGUAUAGUGGUGGCAGAGGCAGCAACGGCAAAGGGGCUUCGCGUUAUAUAUGUUGUCAAUGCUACCACCCCCUAACACGAGUAGAAGACUUCUGCGAUAGCUUACCGGGGAUAAAGCCCUCACUGGUCCGCAAGAUAUAUAGCGAUCCCAACAUUGUGCAGUGUAACGGCCAAUGUGGAGAAGUUUACUGUUCGGAGAGCUGCCGUGCCAAAGCGUGGGCGGGACACCACUGGGUGGAAUGCUCAAAACGCGGAAAGUGGUCUGAGUCAUUCCGCUUGAUGCCUGGACUUUUAGCAGAAUUUGCCGCCGAUCGUAAAUGUCUAACUAACAAGAAGCGCCUCUGCGCUUAUGGCAGUCGUUCCGCGGUGCAGACAACAACGUAUAUGCCCUCACUCGCAGAUGACAGCGUCGAUGUCAUUAUAGCCUGUGUUCGUCUUGCAUGUCGCAUGUUUGCCACGAUCGUGAGCAGUGGGCGUCCUCUAGAGGACGCUGUCCAGAUGUAUGAGUGGAUGCUGCCCAAGGAGAGCAGCUACAACAUAUGCUUGAACAAUCAUGCCACAAACCUGACGCAGAAGAUUGUCAUUGACAAGAUACUAACCCCCGUGUAUAGCACACUCCGGCAAUGCUUCACCACGGAGGAACAGCAAUAUCUUUCUUUCAAUGUAUUCUUCCAUUGUUAUGAGCGCGCCCGAUUCAACGCGGUGAAAGUGCGUACUUCUGCAUGGCCGGGUAUUCAAAGGAAAGCAGAGGGCUACGUGGGGAUAUUCAAAAUGCGCAGCAGCGAGAGCACCAUCACAUCCCUCGAUAGUUCGACUACGCAUGAGCCUUUCACCAAAGUCUCACCAUGUGACUCAAAGCUCAUGCAGUUGGAGCGCAUUGUGGCGACCCCUGCAGAAGCGGUGGCGGGGUACUUUGAGUGCCUAGCCGUCUUCAAGGUGUUUGUCGCCACGUUUGCGCCGAAGUUCCAGCAGACAGAGGAGCCGCCGUGUUACAAUGUGAAAAUGCGAUCGGCCAUUGAGCCGUCCGCCAUCGUUCAUAUUGAUGUAACGGAGAACAUCCUUAAGGGUGAGCAGUUAGUGGCGGACAGGUCACAUAAUGCGCUGAUCGUUUAG
Trypanosoma grayi is the source of this 2235-nucleotide messenger RNA. RefSeq lists its product as hypothetical. Gene Ontology annotation, molecular function: Hsp90 protein binding. The transcript has a single exon. The record is from RefSeq and is a predicted model, not a curated record. Bases 1 to 2235 code for a protein of 744 amino acids. NCBI's taxonomy places the organism in Eukaryota, Euglenozoa, Kinetoplastea, Trypanosomatida, Trypanosomatidae.